Molecule: messenger RNA, 1497 nt
Organism: Hemisphaericaspora subhashii
Lineage: Eukaryota; Fungi; Ascomycota; Pichiomycetes; Serinales; Debaryomycetaceae
Gene: SFU1
Product: Sfu1p
Exons: 1
Coding region: 1-1497 (498 amino acids)
Biological process (GO): negative regulation of transcription by RNA polymerase II; positive regulation of transcription by RNA polymerase II
Molecular function (GO): RNA polymerase II cis-regulatory region sequence-specific DNA binding; DNA-binding transcription factor activity, RNA polymerase II-specific; zinc ion binding
Source: RefSeq, a predicted model, not a curated record
AUGGCAACACCACUAUCGACAAAAUCAGAAACCGAGACAACCAGCAGCAAACGAAUAUCCAACACGGAGUCCACGUCGCCUAAGGCGAAAAUUCAUACACCAAUAGCAUCACAAAAAUCUCCAGAACCCAACCAUAUGAGUCCAGUUGCAAGUUCACCUCCCGCUGAUGGACAGCAAUGUUCCAACUGUGGAACAACCAAAACUCCAUUAUGGAGAAGAGCUCCAGAUGGUACCUUAAUUUGUAAUGCAUGUGGAUUAUACUUAAGAUCCAACAAAACCCAUAGACCAGUCAAUUUAAAACGACCACCAAACACUAUUGUAGUGCACAAAGAACAAGAAGGUUCUUGUAAAGGAGACGGUAGAUGUAAUGGAACAGGUGGUUCUGCCGCUUGUAAAGGAUGUCCUGCAUUUAAUAAUAGAGUUGUAGCUACGAAAAGAGUUAUUGAGAAAUCUCCAAAUGCCGAAACCGUUAAACGGCCAAAAGAAGAAGAAACAACUGAAGAUUCUCUUGCUAUUGCAUGUUUUAAUUGUGGUACAACAAUUACACCACUCUGGAGAAGAGAUGACGCAGGAAAUACUAUAUGUAAUGCUUGUGGAUUGUUUUAUCGAUUGCAUGGAUCACAUCGUCCUAUUAGAAUGAAAAGAAACACCAUUAAAAGAAGAAAGAGAAAUGCCCAUCCAAGUGGUUCCGAUAAUAAAGGGGACGGUUCAGAUACUAAUGAGUUUGAUGGAACAGGCAGUGCAGCACUGCAGGGAAGUGUGUCUCCAAUAACACCUCCAAAGUCAUUAUCAAACCUUUCGGGGCAAAAAUUGUCUGCAUCUUCUUCAUUAUCAGUUUCAUCUCCACUGCAAAUACCACCUUCUUCACACACAGGAUCACGAGGCUCUCCUGUGCCAACUCCUUCACCUGCAUUGGCAUUGAAUAGACUACCACCAAUUCAUUUCCAAUCCGCUCAACCAGGACCAGCUUCUUAUCAAAUCAACACCCCAGAUGUCCCAACAGCACAAUCAUACUACCCACCAUAUAAUGGCGGAGGAAGAUUACCCAAUGGACCAGGUCCAGUUCCGGGCCCACCUCCUCCGAUGCCUCAAGCUCCAUAUGGCUAUGUCCUACAGCAGCCUUUACAACAACCACAACCUUAUAUACAGCAUCAUCAACAACCACAAUAUCCAUACUACGCUCAACCACAAGCACAAGCACAAGCACAGGCAUAUCCACUUCCAGAAAUAAAGUUGCCAGCUAUACGCCUGGAAUCAGCAAAUGUACGCCCCUCACAGCUAAGACCUAUUUGUUGUAGCCAUUGUGGAAACGCAAAGAAAUCGACUCCACCGGUUGCUAUUGAUUUUACAUCGAGUUAUAAGAGAGAGACACCACAUAGUGGACUAUCAUCGACAAAAAGUACGCCUGAUGAUAGUGAAGGUUCUGUGAAGAGUGGAGGUGAUAAGAAGGGUGAUAGAAGUCAUGCACUAUCUAUUGGAGGAUUAUUGAAUGGAUGA